CAUAAUUUUCCCAAGAUUUUUUCCUGAUUCUUAAGAAUAAUCUGAUUCUUAAUUAAAAGACUCCUUGUAACUUGUAACAGAUCCAUGAUGUUGAUGGAGCUAUUUGAUGAUGGCUUUUGAAGGGGCUCUGGUAUUCAACUAACUUUGAAGGGUUUCAAUAACCCAAGCAGCUCGACAGCGGUACUGGUACUACACGGACCAUGACGGAAGAGAAUUGCUGCAAUGCCUUUCUUAUGGCUCCCAUUCUAAUUGUUGUGUCUAUGGUAAUUUUGGUUUGCAAUGAAGGAAACACAUUGGCUAUGCAUCGAUCGCUGGACGAAGCUGUCAAGAAAACAGUCCAUCUCAGUAAUCCGGAUCAUGUGGAUGCGUGGGACGAGGGAGACAUGGUUCACGUAGUGGGGUGGGCUGUCACCACAGAUGUUCUGCAGGACCAAGACUUUGGUGUACAGCCCAAGGAUCCAGUGCUGAAGCUAAAGAGGAAUGCCGAGAUGUACCAAUGGGCCGAAUCAUCUCGCAGAGAGUGCGAUGAAAGCAAAGAUGAUGAUGGAUCGUCCAAGCAUACCCAUUGCUAUACCAUAUACGAUUACUAUAGGACUUGGGCGGAUCAUCACAUAGAUUCCUCCCGAUUCUAUCACUCGGGGCAUCAAAAUCCACCUUACAUGCCAUUUAGAAAUCAACAGUGGACGGCCAAUCCCAUCACGCUGGGCAAGUUCACAUUGCCACGGAUUAUGGUCGAUCAAAUGAAUUGGUAUCAAAGAUACUAUCAAGUCUCCAUUGGCGAUAUCCCCAAUCCCUCUCUACGAUCGCAAGCACAAUAUUAUGAAAACAGAAACGGGAUCUAUUUGGGAAGGUACCCCAACCGGCCACAAAUUGGGGAUGAAAGAAUUUGGUACGACACCGUACCGCAACAAAUAAUAUCAUUGUGUGCUGUCCAAACAGGCAAUACCUUUGCACCCUACACUGCCGAAGCCGGAAAAGAAAUUCUACUCUUAGAGCCUGGCAACCACACCAUUCCGGAACUAUAUCAACAUGCUCAUGCCGCGGCUACCAACUGGGCGUUUGUAAUGAGAGGUGUUGGGUUUAUGCUGUUGUGGCUCGGGUUGAGAUAUUUUCUGGAACCGUUGACGUUCGUGGCAGAACAUGUGCCCCUCUUGGGACCUUUUCUUGGUCAACUAGUGGGAGCUGUUGCGUAUGUUGUGACAGGGCUGGUGGCCGUGGUACUGAGUGGUACCAUUGUUCUCUGCGCUUGGAUUGGCUACAGGAUUGCUGCAUUGGACUUUUUGUUCUGGACCGUACCUUUAGCACUGCUGGUGGCUGGAACGGCUGGAUAUUUGUGCUUGAAAUCUCAAAGAUCUGAUCCCAUGGUUGCUGAAAGACAAGCACUGAGAAACACCACCACCAACACCAACAACAACAACAACAACAACAACAACAAUAUGCCCUCUUACAACGAAGUGCCUUAUGGUUCCAUUCCAGAAGCACAGGCGAUUGUCUUGGAUGACGAACUAGAAAACGGUUCCUACCAAACCGUGAAUCCAGUGGCUAUUAGUGUGCCAUCGGCUCCACCAGCUUUCAUGGAUAUGAAGGCACCUCUUUGACCCUGAGGAGAGAAGGUGUAAAGGAUGGUACCAAGAGGAUUCACGCUAUCCGGUACGCAAGUUUCACAAGCAAUUGUUGCUGCCGUCUCUACACUAUAUCCACGAUUCCUGCUGAGGGCACGCUGAACAAGGAUAAGCAAGAGAAACUAAGCAGCCAAUUUUGCUUGCUUAAGCCUUCUUUGCCGAAUUCAGCAUGAAGAUUCUCUGUGGGUAAGAAGAAAUGGCUCCAUUUGACGGAGUAAUAAGUUAGUAAAUAAGCCUUGAUAAGCAGGUUCUUUCGCGGAAACCCUGCCGCCUGCGGGUGGUUCAUAAGGACGCGGGGGACAACCAAGGUCAUGCGAGCUCCUACCGGUACAUGUAUGGCGGUCAAUUGCUUCGUAUCUCACUAACUUGGCGCUCCCCACGCAUUGGUCUGUGGACUGUGGACUUGCUUGUUGGCAUUCCAACAUGGUUCCGGCUUUUGGAGCUGCAAGGGUAACUCAAACCCUACCGGUACCCCAAGUCAACUCGCUGAACACGUUGACUUGGAUCUUUGGAGAUCUUUUUCUCUGACAUCCUCAUCCAGUCUUUUGA
Molecule: messenger RNA, 2171 nt
Organism: Seminavis robusta
Lineage: Eukaryota; Bacillariophyta; Bacillariophyceae; Naviculales; Naviculaceae
Source: the annotation of a GenBank genome assembly